AAACAUUUUCCAGUUGAGUGAUUGAGUGAUUUGGACAUGUAAAGUAAUAUUUUAUUGAUUUUCCCAAAGGAGAUAUUGCUCAUUUUUUGUUCUGAAUGGUGAGGUCAUAGGUCAAGAUGUUGCUAGAGGGGUAGGAAUUCACAGUGUUGCUGUAUGGGACGAUUCAGUGAGGGUGGAUGGAGACAGGAACCUACUUAGGGGUAUGUGUAGUUUUGUUGGAGGAGGCAGAUGGAAAUCCACAGCAAACGUUCUUUUUUCUCCACUGAUGGAGCUGUCAUGAGUGUCAUGGCCCAAAAUGUCAUCUGUUAACUUUAUCAAAAACGGAGGGCUGACUGCGUGACCAGUGCGUUAGUAAUGUCUCCAUCAUCAUCACCAUCUGACGCAUUCGGCUUCUUCACCCACCCUUUUCCUUCACACACAAGCGCACGCACACACGCACACAAUCGUGCACGCACUGUGGUAUAACCCCUCCCUCCUCCAGUGCUGGUAAACCAUAUAAAUCACCUCUGUCGGAGUUUGAGACCAAGGUGCAGCGAACUGCAGAGUAAAAACUGAUCGAAGAGGAAAGACGAGAAACAUCCUUGACGGCAGAACACAGACCUGAGCCAGGACCCUGCAGCUGUCAGAAACCCCCUGUGGCUCCGACUACUACCUGUAACCUCCAAAGUCUUCUCAAAAUGGCCGUGAUGCUGAAGCCAUGGACAGUGCUGGUGGCUGUUGUGCUGUGUGUGCUGGUGUGUCUGGGAAUGGUGGCAGAUGCCUACCCCCCCAAACCUGAGAACCCCGGUGAAGACGCCCCACCCGAAGAGCUGGCCAAGUACUACACUGCCCUGAGACACUACAUCAAUCUGAUCACCAGGCAGAGGUAUGGAAAGCGUUCAACUCAGGAGGAUGUGGUUGCAGAGCUGCUUUUUGGUGGUGACAACAACAGAGACCAGAGAUCAAGAUAUGACGACUCUUACAUGUGGUGACUCCACCACCUCUCUCCCUCCUCAUCGGGCAUUCCCUCUGGGUGCGUCCCACAAUGCACGUGGAGGGGCCAACAUGUGCCUCUCAUCUCUGACCCCCGAACCUGAUCCCAACCAAUGACCAUCACUGACCGGAACACAAGCUCCCUCUGUCUCUCUUGUCAUUGUCUCACAUCUCUCUCAUGACAACAAAAUUGUACAUAAUUUAUUAUUGAAAUAAAGAUAUAUAUGAGAUCAGAGCUACUAAUCAGAAGCUGGAACUGUGUCUGUGUGUGUGUGAGUGAGCAUCUACUGUCCAACAGUGUUUAGA
This is a messenger RNA of Thunnus maccoyii (southern bluefin tuna), 1278 nucleotides long. RefSeq names its product peptide YYa (gene pyya). Gene Ontology annotation, cellular component: extracellular region. Bases 678 to 971 code for a protein of 97 amino acids. Lineage: Eukaryota; Metazoa; Chordata; Actinopteri; Scombriformes; Scombridae. Gene Ontology annotation, molecular function: neuropeptide hormone activity; neuropeptide Y receptor binding. Gene Ontology annotation, biological process: feeding behavior; neuropeptide signaling pathway. The record is from RefSeq and is a predicted model, not a curated record. The transcript has 4 exons.